This is a messenger RNA of Cannabis sativa, 601 nucleotides long. RefSeq lists its product as uncharacterized. The record is from RefSeq and is a predicted model, not a curated record. NCBI's taxonomy places the organism in Eukaryota, Viridiplantae, Streptophyta, Magnoliopsida, Rosales, Cannabaceae. The transcript has a single exon. The coding region runs from base 49 to 396 and encodes 115 amino acids.
GAUCAUUACCUCUAAACUUCAAACAUUAAACACAAAGAAAGAAAGAAAAUGUCAAGUGCCAACCACCAUAACCAUCACCAUAAUAAGCAUCACCACAAUGGUUGGAAUACCUCAAAUAAUAAUGAGGAUUACCAAUAUGUUACAUACAAAGUAGAACCUCAACCUCAAUUUCAACCUCAGAUGUACAUAGUUAGCCCUCUUCCUCCUCCAACCUAUCACUAUGUGCAGUACAAGAGUGAUUAUGAGGAUGUUAGGCCGUCAGAGCGCAAUUUCUCGGGCCUUCGGUUUAAUGACACCGGUUAUCAGGCUCAAGAAGAAAAUGUGGACAAAGAAGCUGAUGAGUUCAUAAAGUUGGAGCAUAAGAAGUUUCAGUGGAGCAGAACUACAACUUACUAGGCCACCUCCUCUGUGUUUUAUGUGUUAAAACAAUAUGUUAAAUUCCAUCAAAUAUUUUAUAGGAAGGAAUGAUGGUUAUUUAUUAGUUUUUAAAAUAAAUUUGAAGCUCUAUAUGUUCUGAUGCUUCUUGAAAGUUUUAUUAUUAUUAUUAUUAUCACAUGUGUAUCUCACUAUGUGUGCUACAAUGAAAAUAUUUCUAUGCUAA